AUGGAGAAGAUUUCAAAUCAAACAACAACAAUUUCAGUUGGAUUCAAAAACAUGGCAUCUCUGAAAUUCUUGGCUAUCUUUGCUAUUCUUAUAAUCUGCUGUGCUAUGCUUGGAGCAGCACAAGAUGAUAUGGAUACAGUUGGAGUUCGUGUGAAACGUCAAUGGGGAGGAUGGGGCGGACGUGGUAUGUAUGGAGGAGGUUGGGGACGCCCAUAUGGAGGAUACGGUGGAUGGGGAGGACGUGGAUACGGAGGAUGGGGUGGACGUGGAAUGGGAGGAUGGGGAUGGGGACGUUAA
Caenorhabditis remanei is the source of this 297-nucleotide messenger RNA. RefSeq lists its product as uncharacterized. The record is from RefSeq and is a predicted model, not a curated record. The coding region runs from base 1 to 297 and encodes 98 amino acids. NCBI's taxonomy places the organism in Eukaryota, Metazoa, Nematoda, Chromadorea, Rhabditida, Rhabditidae. The transcript has 2 exons.